UAAAUGCAAAUCUGGACUAUUUAAAUGAUCGUGCAUAGAAAAAUAUUGAUUUUUACGCUAAAGAACGGAUUAAAAAGCAGGAAUUUUGAACAUAUUCUGUAAUAUCUCGUGAGUGUGAAAAUGAAAUCUAAAAAGUACUCUGACCUGCCCCGAGAUGUCCAAUUGAAGGAAUACGAAAAUUGAUUUGUUGCUUAGUUUGAUUUAUUUUCAUUUAACUAUGGCCGAGGCCAAAUCUGACCAAUACUUGAACAAUGAGUGUGAAGUCAACAUACGAAGGGGUCUCGACGUGAUCCAGAGCAUGAUAGACAUCUCCGCCGAUCGGCUGGAGGGGUUAAGGACGACAUGCAAUACACAUACUGAACUCACCCAGCAAGAGAUAAGAACCCUCGAGACCAAGCUGGUGAAAAUGUUCUCCGAACUGCUGAUAACAAAAGCCAAGCUACCGGAACGACUGCCCAGCAAAGGACUUCCGGCCACCGGAAACGAGCUCAGACAGUGGCUUCGUGUAGUAGGUUUAAGCACUACUUCACUGAACACUGUGAUACAAAAAGUAAACUCUUUGGAGUCCCUUUUGGAAAAAAAUGACGACGAACUGCGCGAGACUCUUUCUAACAAUAUAAACGCACGCGAUGAGGAGAUACGAAGGCUUGUGCGCGCCAUGAGCAAUUUAAGACGUUGCCGUAACCAACUACAAGCGGGUGAACUCAAGGAACCGGCAAACUUGUUUUGGGAUUCGUGGGAUAGGCAUUCAACCCAUUAUCGUGCGUCUCCCAGAAUUAGUCGAUCUCAGCCAAGAAACGCUGCUAAAUCAUCACAUAUCGCGAAUCGUUCCAAUGAAGUUGUGGAAAGUCCCGUUGAACUCGUGCCGCCCGGAGUGGCCUCCGCGGACGUCGCUGCAGAUCUGUCACUUCAACCGCAUAACGUGUUAUCACCCGAGGAAGGAUCUACGUGUACGUUAACUCCAUCGCCAUCGCCUCCCACGUCUCCGACUGAGGUAGCACUGAAUAAGCAGACAAAGAAAGGAUUUCCGACAACACCGCCGCCGAGGAAGAAACAUCAAACACACAUUCGGUCCCCGGCGACACAGCAGUUUAACAGUGCAACAGCUCAUCAAAUUUCCCAGAACAAUAACAGUAUCACAGCAGUGAUUCCCAUUACAGUAAAUACCAACAGCGACCAGGUCGUGUCUCUUACCAAAUCCAAGUCACACGAAUCACAGUUCCUUUCUAAUCAACCUUUGCAGUCAACGGAAACUAUCAACGUCAAUCAGCAGAACAUGGUCAACUCUAACAAUAUCACAUCGAGCUUACAACCCCAGUCUACGACGAACAACGGAAGUGCUCCUGUAUCAACGGUUCGUACACGACUCCACACGGAGCCAACGCCGGAUCAGCAGCAUUCGAUGGAAUCUUCAGACAACUCAUUCGCUUCAUUCCAAAACACUUCCAUGCCUCCCAAGUCACCAUGCACACCAAUCAUUACGCGUGGGAUGGGCCACAUGAUUCAACAUCGAUUCACCAAAAAAUUCAAGGUAACAACAAGCACGUGCGAUCUGUGUAACAAGCAAAUGUUCUUCGGCUUUAAGUGUACAGAGUGUAAAUAUCGUUGCCAUAAGGACUGCAAAUCGAAUGUUCCACCUUCGUGCGGGCUGCCACCGGAGUUUGUUGAGGAGUUCAAGAAAACUCUUCGUUCAGACACGUUGAUGCCGAACGUGUCACCUAAUCUUCCGAGGGGAGUUUAUGCGAGAGACCGUAACCGUGUACCGAUGCACGGCAUACAUGGUGGACCGGACAGUAGCUCUGCGGGUUCUAGUUGUAACAGCUCGUCCCCUUCGAGUCCGGCUUUGCUGUCACUACCACCACAAACACCAGCCACUUCAAAACAUUCUCAAUUCAACUUCCCUGAAAUAUCCGGCGGAAAUCAUUUAAAUCAAAUUUCCGAACGCGAUGGUAUAACGAUCGAAACCCACCCCAUCAACAACAACAGCAAAUCGGUUGCAGCCGGAACAGAGUUGACUGGACACCAUCCGAAUCGAAUACCGAAACUGCAUCUCUCCAAGCUGCCGGAAUCACACCAGAGCAACGACAGCGACAAAACAGGCUCUACAAGUGCUGCAAGUACAGACUCAUCUUCGGAGCGUACGCCAAUAAGAUUGGACUCUACCGAGGAGCGCGAGAGUGACAAUUGGCCUCGCCAAAACAGCCUUUCCCUCAAGGAAUGGGACAUUCCAUAUGACGAUCUCAAACUGCUUGAAAAGAUUGGCAACGGUCGUUUCGGAACGGUCCACCGGGCUCUCUGGCACGGUGAUGUGGCAGUAAAAGUACUAAAAGAGGACUACGUAGCGGACGACAGCACGUUGGAGGCGUUCAAAUUGGAGGUGGCCACAUUCAAAAAAACCCGCCACGAGAAUGUCGUGCUAUUUAUGGGUGCGUGCAUGAAACCUCCCAGAUUAGCCAUAGUAACAUCGCUAUGCAAAGGCAACACACUCUACACGCAUAUUCACAUACGAAAGGAUAAGUUCAACCUGAAUCGCACCACAAUAGUCGCUCAGCAGAUUUCACAGGGAAUGGGUUAUUUGCACGCUCGAGGUAUCGUUCACAAAGACCUAAGAACAAAGAAUAUCUUUCUUGAAAACGGCAAAGUGAUAAUAACUGAUUUUGGCCUAUUUAGCGCCACCAAACUAUUGUAUUGUGAUCUAGGUUUAGGAAUACCAAGCGGCUGGCUUUGCUACUUAGCGCCAGAGUUGAUUAGAAAACUUACCUCGUAUCGCCCAAUUGAAGGGGAUUUGCCUUUUUCGAAAGCGUCUGAUAUUUUUGCGUUCGGUACUGUUUGGUACGAGCUGCUUUGCGGAGAGUUUCCGUUUAAAUCUCAGUCGCCAGAGUCCGUCAUUUGGCAAGUUGGGCGUGGCAUGAAGCAAACACUGGCCAACUUGCAAGCAUCACGGGAUGUCAAGGACAUUCUUAUGAUCUGUUGGACGUACCAAGCAGACGAUAGACCAGAUUUUCAAAAACUUUUGUCCUUGCUCGAAAAACUACCCAAAAAGCGCCUUGCUAGGUCACCCUCACAUCCAGUUCAACUGUCUCGUUCCGCUGAGUCUGUUUUCUAAACAUAAAUUCAAUAUUGGCAUCAAUGCUACAAAGACUACGAAAUAAAUAUUAUGAAAAGAAAAUGUUUAUCUAACCGUUUGAAAGAAGUUGUAGGCAAGGAACUUUUACUAACAGGAGUUAUUUAGGACAACCUAGUAAUAGAUAAAUCUCCGACAGUUGCGUGAAGUGAACUUCUGUCGCGUAGGAUAAAUACAUCUAAAAUGGGGCACGUAACAUGGUACUGAAUUCAACAAGUAAUGUGAUGUUUGACCUUGGAUACCAAUGAUGCUGAUGUCUAGUGUAGAUAUCCUAAGUAAAUGUACAGUAUUUUAUGCUGAGUUGCUGGUUCCUGAUUUGAUGCCAUGUAUUAUGUUUUAAGCUUUGUUAAAAACACGUUGAAGCAAUGUUUUGACCCAUGUCACUGUGAGCUUGGAAAAAGAAACCAAGGAGUUAAGGUCUAAAAAAAAUCUCAAAACAGUUUGUUAAAGUUCAAGUUUGAUUAUUGCUUAUUUACUGCAUUAUAUCAGGUACCGACAAAUCUGUGUAUUCUUAUAAGGGUUAACUAACUACAACUGGUUACACUUUUGACUUAACCUGCAUGGAUUAAGACCAAAACAUAGAGAGCGUUCAUCUAUCGAUAAUUGCGAAGUUUGGUGCCGAUAUGACCGAACACUGUUUUUUUUUUAAAUUGUUACAAAGUUACAUAUCGACGCAAACUUUUCAAAUUACGCUAUGUACAUAAGCUUUGCGUAAGACACAGCAAUUGUUAGCGACAAGUGAGCCAAAAAACUGGUACAGCACCAACAUUACAAAAAUGCUCCAAUUGGCACCAACUUAGGAUUUCCGUUUACUAUCGAUGGAUUAACUUUUCCCUUAUGUUGAUUUUGUCCAAAAUUGUAAUCAAUCGAGAAACAAACCAUACAAAAUGGUAUAAUAAUAUUGAGAAAUAUAGGAAGAGGCAAACGAACUGUUCUCGAAAAUACGAUUCCAUUCAAGAACAUAAAAGAGCAUUUCUCUACGUUUUUUGGAAAAUGAUCAAAUUUCAUUUUUUGUAUUUCAAUAAAACUUUUAAUUUUUCAUUCGAUUUGUAAAAAAAAAGCAUUUGAGCCAAUAUCACGAUGAACGGUAAAAAAAGCAUGGUAUUUUUGUGUUUCUGGAAUAAGUUUUACAUGUGAGUAGGGUACAGUAGUCAUCAAUGAGACAAUGAUUGGGAACAAUGGUAAAAUGGUUCUCACAAGUCGUAGUUUCAACCAAUCAGGCUCAUAUUUUGGGGAAAGGUGUGUCUACUGGAUACACGUCUGUCAUUAUAGUGACAUUGGUUAUGGACGCUCCCUUGCAAAGUUAUUCAUAAAUGUUUGAUUUUGAGGUGUAAAAGUAAAUUAUGCCUGAAAAUUACAGUUUUGCUCAUAGGCUGCCAUUAACACUAAAACUAAUAUUUCUUCAGAUUUCUUUCGACGUUCAAUAGGGAAUUAGUUGGGCUACAAUGACCUUUCAUUAGGUUUGACCAAAAUUCAGAAUAUACCCACAAUCCAGGGCUGUCUCAUUGAUCCCCACUCCUUUCAGCCCAUGGGUAACAAUGAGACACUUUGAUUUUUCUUCGAUGAACUUUUCAAAUAUAUGGAAAUCUUUCAAAACAUGAAAUGGAAGUGACUUUUGGCAUAUUUAUUGGGUUUUAACUUCAUUUAAUCAAUAAUAUAAAGUUAUUUGGUAUAAAUAUAUGGAUUUUACAAUAUUUUAAUACUUUUAAGCAUAACUUUUGUUAAUCAAAGUUUCAAGUUUGAAAAUUUAUUUCUAAAUGUCCACGACAAGUCACCUGCAAUAAUACAACACAAAAACAUGAUGUUUUCCUUGAAAACAUUUGAUUUUCGUAGAGUGUCUCAUUGUUCCCCAGCUGUAGCAUUGUUCCUGCCAAGUGCGUCUACAAUGAAUAACUCUGGCUGUAGACAUCAGAUAGAUCUCAUAUUUUGGGCAAUGUUCGAACACAUUAAAAGAAAGAAAAAAAAAAACAAAAAAACUCAUUGGAACAUGUUGAUAAAAAAAAUACACAAAUCGUUGAAAGUUAAAAACCAAAAGCGUCUCAUUGAUGACUACCCUACCCUACUGAUUCUUCAAUUCUUGUGCAGUAAAAAACGUCCGUCAUGUAGGGGAACUAUACCCUUUUUCAGCCUAUUUCUAUUAUCGGCCUAUCAGCACUUUGAUUAUGUAUUCCAGCUUUCACAAAGUGUUUUUGACUGUUCCAAAGUAAUUAAUAGCUCAAAUAAAAGUGAGCAAGCAACUCUCCAUAGUUUAUAUAUCUGAAAAUGUUGCGGAAAAUGCGGAAAACGGCGAAAGUGAUGAGAAUUGGUCGAACGGCUUAGAGUGAUUAAAAUGGUUAUAUUUCCCCUACUACUGAUCAAAAGUUGGCAUUUUUUGUCCACUGACUUCCCACUGAGAAUUUUGGCUCGAGCCUCGAGUCGAUCUGGCUCGAGAUCGAGCCUGAAUCGAGUCGAGGCUCGAGCCAAAAUUCUCAGUGGGUUGGAUCUGUUGAUGUUAGACUUUUCGCUCAGAAAUUAAGUGCUUCGCGCGUGUUUUGUUCAUAGACUAAACGAUGGGCGGCCAAAAGAGGCCUUUUCGGUUUCCACGUGACACUAUUAGGGGGAUGGCGUCGCUAUUUUUAGACCACGUUUUCCACUUUUUCUCAUUGAAACCGAUUACUUUAUCGACUUCAUUUUGCUGGGCGAGAUAGGACGCCGUCUAUUUUUAGACGAUGACUCAGCACUUUUCCACUCUUGCACUUAAAAAACCAGAUGGCAGCACGAUGUAACGCCACGUCCCUAUACAUACACUAAUGACGCCAAAUGUUCUUAAUAGAGUUAUCUACGUGCGCAUGUAUUGCGUGUACGUACACGAAAAAGAUUGAGGUUAAAUUUUGUACCAGCCAGCAAAACAAAUGGCGUGCUAGUGUGCGUGAGAGCGGGCUUAGAUAGCUCUAUGGGCACAAGAAACGUAUGAAAAAAAAUCAUCGAAAUGUAAAAAAUACAAUGUCGAUUUGCAAAAACGUAGAGAAUUGCUCAAAACCAGUUAGGCAAACACACUACAUGUGACAUCAUAAGAUAUGUAAUAGUUAUUCUAAAAAUUAUCACUUAUCAACAUGCUUACUCUGAGGUAAUUUCAAAAUAAAAAUGAUAAAAAAUAACCUGAAAUGUUGUGGUUACAUUGUAAACAAAUAUGAGGACUUCUUAAUAUGAGGUUAAAGUUUUCCUUUAUUUAAUUUCCAUUGUUGAUAUUUACUUAGUACGAUAAAAUGUAUUAAAGUUAAUCUUUGUUUUAUGAUGUAGAAAAAACAGCAACAGAUGACUAUUAACUGAUGGUCAUGACUUUCCUUGACAUGGAUGAAUCCUUUGUUUGGGUUGGCGAUCAUUGCCCUUCUCAUUUGACCUUGUAUUAGUAUGUAGAAUAAAUUACUCUUUUACAACCGCUCUAA
This is a messenger RNA of Culex pipiens pallens (northern house mosquito), 6549 nucleotides long. RefSeq names its product kinase suppressor of Ras 2 (gene ksr). The transcript is spliced from 3 exons. Lineage: Eukaryota; Metazoa; Arthropoda; Insecta; Diptera; Culicidae. Gene Ontology annotation, biological process: protein phosphorylation. Bases 218 to 3106 code for a protein of 962 amino acids. Gene Ontology annotation, molecular function: ATP binding; protein kinase activity. The record is from RefSeq and is a predicted model, not a curated record.